Pyrus x bretschneideri (Chinese white pear) is the source of this 1390-nucleotide messenger RNA. RefSeq lists its product as uncharacterized. The record is from RefSeq and is a predicted model, not a curated record. The coding region runs from base 83 to 1255 and encodes 390 amino acids. Lineage: Eukaryota; Viridiplantae; Streptophyta; Magnoliopsida; Rosales; Rosaceae. The transcript is spliced from 5 exons.
UCAGUUGCAGUGUCUAAAUAUCUGUACGUUUGAAGGUAAUGUACGAACGGUUUCGCCGUUUUCCUGGUAAUUUGGUACGCUGAUGCAUUCGGGUCCCAGUCGAAGGCACAAAACCUGUAUUUCAUCUAUUAAUGUUGACGGUAUACUUUCACAUCCUUUUGUUUCUUCAUUUUACUCUUUCCUUUGCAUCACAUCAGGCAAGGUCAACACUAUGGGGGAACUGGAAGCUAACAGAGAAAACAAUCGCUCGCAAGAGGACGUGCAUGAAAACUGGAAUCGUGUAGAAGUUGAUGUUGUGGGUGAAGAGAUAACUACUAAAGGCAGAAUUCAAGAGGUCGAGAAGCUGGCUGCAAAGAUCUGUCAAGAUAAAAUUGAGCUGAAUGAAGAUAUAGAGAAAAGGAAGUGUGAUAGGAGCAGUGCCCUUUUUCGGUUGGAAGACCUGAAUGAAAAGGGACUCAAAUCCAGGUUGGCCGUGGAGAGGGAGAAAAUGAAUAUACUGCAACUAUUUCUGCUUCGUUUAACAAACAAAGCUCCCCAAGGAAAACCGGAGAAGCCCUUCAUGCCACGAGAAGAGAUAUCUAAGCAUAAAAUGAAUUUCCGGAUGGUACAUGGAACAAACAGUUUGGCUGACGAAAAGCAGCUUGUAAAAGAGAUGAAUGUGAGACAGGAGGAGGAUACUGCUGGUUCAUUUUCGCCAUUGGGAAGGGAUUAUUAUUGUUAUAUAGCUCCGCCUCUUGUAACUACUUAUUACUUGCGUCAUCUCUCUGCUGUACAAUAUCUGCGGAAUCAGAGAAGUAUAAUGCAUCAACGCCUAAGACAAAUCCAAGAACUUCAAUGGCAAGGAAGACAAAUACAAGAACUUCAAUGGCAAGGCGAUAGACCGGGAAUAGUAUUUGAAAGGCAAUGGGAUGAAGCCAUUGCUGAAGCAAGAGCUAGUGCAAAUCCUAAUGCUGAUGCUAAUGCUGCUGCCAAUGCUAUUGCAACUGCCAGGAUUUGGGAUUCUUUGAGUUCGAAGAAAGCGUUACAAGAGCAAAUCAAGGUAACUGGUGAAAAGAUAGAAGAGUUAACGAAAUCACUAACAGCCGUGCGGCCAAAAGUUAGGAAAGUUGAGAGAGAAUUGAAGACCAUUGAAAGAGAUAUCGAAAUCUUGGAGAAGAAAUUGCCAUUGAUUGAUCAGAGGAAAGAUGAAGCAUACCAAUGCAUUCUUAAAUUGAAAAACCAACAGAGUGAUCAUGUCCAUGUAUUCUCAAAUUGAACAUAAAGAUUCACAGUUGUGUAAAAUAAACAUUGGUUGAAGAACUGUUCUGCCCACCCAUAUUAUUUGGUUUGUUUUCAACACACCAAAACUCCAUUGUUUAGGUUCGGAAAAUAUAAUCCAAGUUCUUUUUAA